CCAGCCACAGUCGCUGGACAGAUUCAGUGAUUCGCGAACCGUCGUCUCGUCACUACAGCUCUCUGUUUUUGUGCCAGCUGUUUAUUGAAUGGCUUUCGAGGCCUCGAUGUUCUCAGCUUUCUUCGAAGUGGUGUGUGGUUCUGUGGAUUGAAACAACAGCUCAGCCAGCUAGCUAAAGUGGGCGAAGCGCGGAUAGAGUUAUGCUGAAAAUCCUUCCGGCGCCGCCGUGUGUGUGUGUUUGUUGUGUCAUCCUUUGAUUCGAGAUUCCCGUUGGGAGUAUCCCACUGCUGAUGCUGGGCUCUGGAUGCUUUUGGGGCCUCCUCCGGGUGUGAAAACCCUUUCCUGUUUGACGGGCUUGGUGAUUUCUGUGGCAAUGCCGUUUGAAACGUCAUCGAUGUCGAGUUAAUCCCUUCUCAUCGGCUGUUGCCAAUUGGAUUUUGUGGUUGUUUUCGAUUUGGGGAGGGAGAUAAACGAGUCCAUCUCCCCCGCUGGGUGAAUUUCUGACACUUGGAGCUGUGAGUAAUCUUUGGCUCCUGGCGUGUCGGUAAGGUGUUUGGUAGGCUCUUAAGCUGACCUAUUCUAAGCAGCAAUGGGUUGUGUGUGACGUGAUUCAAACUCCACAAGGAAGAUUGUUGAAAUAACCUGUGCGCCCCCCUUCUCGUUGAUAGUGGGUGUUGCUGUAUGGGUUUGUGUGGAUGCUGCGAGGCAAUUAUUGUUCAACUCCUAGAAGCCGGUCGAUUGGCGAGGAGGGAAAGUUUUAGAGGGUGUGUAACUUGUGUAAACUUGGUGAUUCCUGUACGGCUUUGGUGUGUCAACUGUGAACAACACGGUGCGUUCCAUUAUUGCCGGUUCUUGGCGUGCUGUGAAGCGUGUACAUAGUGAUUAUUGUUCAUUUGGGAUUACAUUCUCGUUGGUUGCGAACCAGGAAAAUCAUCAGUGAAAUUGCUGUUCUGAGUGUAACUGAGGAUAUUGCGACACGAAAAUCGAUCCCUCCUGCAUAGCCGCACACAAUUAUUACGUGUUCGUGUAUCGAUCCUCGAACCGUUCGUUGGUUGCAGACAUCUAGGCGGAUUAAUGCGGGGCACCAAAAUCUCCUUCAAUACGUGGUUUCUCUUGCACUGAAAUCGCCUUACCGGGGGCAGAUCAAGGAAUUCAAUAUAAAGUGAAACGAGGGCGGCGAAAAUCCACCACAAACGUGUUUGAUUGAUUGUAGAUUGCAGUGCGAACAGACGAAAUAAAUUAUUUAUCGACAGCAAACCCCGGGUAAAGCUCGUUGCCCACACAAAUUGUGUAGCCAUCAUUCUACGGAAGGGCCGCAAAAGUUUGGCAAAGUUGGGGAUAACGUGUGGUUCAAACCAAUAAUACCAUCUGCUGUGUGGUGUGGUGUUGUUCGCUUCAUUUCACCUUACUUCGACUGUAGCCUGUCCUGUAUAGGCCGAAUACUGUUUGUUUUCUAGACCCAUUCAGUGAUCCGUUGAUUGAGCGGUAGGUUUACGGUGCCAAAAGCUCGUAUUUCUAGCUGGUUGUUAGAGUGUAUUUGUGGUGUGUCUGUGCAACAGGAUUAACGUUGAUGGUUAUUUAAUAGAUGGAAAUUCGCUAAUCAACAACUACAGUGUCGGAAACAGUGGGCAGCAGCAGGCAAACGAGCAAGCCUCCUCCUAAAUCAGGAAUUUCUUCGUUCCUGAAUUCAUCCCAUCAACAAGCAGCACUCAGCUUCUAUUCAACGUGUGCGGGUGCGCGCUUCCGAAAAAACAGAUUGUGAGCCCGCCGCCGGCCGGACAUAGACAAAAAAACCAACUUGGCACGGGAUUGGGAUUCGCGCCAAGAUGUGCUAGGCUAGGAGAUGUGCCGAGCAAAAGGGCUGCUCACCCAAGGCUUCCAAUCCGAUUCCGAAGGAACUGGCAACGUUGAAAACCAUUUCACGGCGGCUUAAUUCGUGCGAGGGAUGGCGGGCGCCAUAAAGGAUUAUAUCAAUUGAAACCCGGAAGAGCGAUAAAAGCUCGAGCAUCCGGAACAGUUUCCAAAGACAAAACUUCAUCCUUUCACUGGACGGAACAAGCAGAAUCAUCCAUACGACGAAGGAUAGCUAACUGUAUGGGGAAGUUUAAUCGUUGCCUUAUGUCAAAUAUGAAUAUUCAAUACACUUUUCCGACCUGUUGUAAACUGUAGGUUCCGAAACGGAAAUAGACAGCAGAAAGUGGAAUCCAAAGGCAGAUAGGGAGAAAAAAAAAGUCAUAUGGACAAGUUCAUCAGCAAGCAGCACCAGAUUGAAAUUAGUCUUUGCCCGCAACAUCGUCACGAGCAAGCAUGAAGCAUUCCAAAUUGCAACAUCAGCAGCAUCCUCAUCACCAUCUUUGUCAUCUUCAUCAACAACAGCGCGGCAAAAGCAAACGAGAGGUUGUGAAUAUAAACUAGUUAGUGGAAAUUGAGUUAUGCAACAGAUUUAAUCGAAUUAGACAUGUUGCUUUGAUAAGACUUUUUAGACGCUACUUUUCUUUUUCACCUGACAAGCGCAACCGGAAAGCGUGUCUGUACAAAAAGUGAAUUACAGAGGGAGAGAAAGAAAAAAAUCUGCUGAAUUGUGAAAAAUAUUGUGUGUCCGGUGGUGGAAAAAAGACCAAGCUAACAAACCGUGUAAAUUCUUGAAAGAAGGAAAACACCAAAGAAAAACCAAAUUGACGCCUACAGCCAGUCCUCUUGAAGAUCGUCCUCCGAGACGAAACCAAACACGAAAAAUCACACAAACAAACAGAAGAAAAUAUGAACACAAAGCCACCACUCCAAGUUCCUAACUUUAUCGGUAGCAGCACCACCCAAUCCAGGCCACAAAGUCCAUCAUUGUGCUUUUCGACCGCCUCGUCCAAGGCGGACAAGAAUGCAGAACCGACGGCGGUGACGUUAUGUGGGUGCCGGAGGGCACCCAGAGCUCAGUGCUUCUCGGCAAUCGGUGUAUUGGUGCUGGUCCUCGCCUACACGGCAGUAGGAUCGGUGCUCUUCGUUACAUUGGAAGGCGACGCCGAGGACGGGGACAUGAUUGAAAGUGCAGUGGCAGCCUCCAAACCAUAUCCUAGGAACGACGUAGUUAGCUCAGAAUUAAGACUAAAAACUGUAGACCGACUGUGGUCCAUUACGGAAGACCUAAACAUAUUGUACAAGGAAAAUUGGACCAGACUGGCGGCCCAGGAAGUUCAACACUUUCAGGACACCAUUUUGAGGGCCGUACGAGCAUCCCGAUCCCAGCAAGUGACAAAUGUCCAGAACCAGAGCAAACCGUACAAGUGGACGUACGCAUCCGCCUUCCUGUAUUCACUGACACUCAUCACCACAAUUGGAUACGGUGGCAUUUCUCCGCGUACGCAAUGGGGACGAAUAGCAUCACUAAUUUAUGCUCUGUUUGGCAUUCCGAUUAUUUUGCUGUACCUCUCGGCAAUGGGCGAGGGUCUGUCCGGAGCGAUGCAGUGCUUGUUUCGGCGAAUCCGACCGUCGUCGCACUCGUCAUCAAAUAGUGCCAGCACCAGUUCGAGUCUAAGCGGCAAUUCGGCAAUAAACAGCAAAUCUUCCAGUUCAGAAAUACAGAAACGGUCCCAACAGCAGCACCAUCAGAGCACAAGCUAUCACCAAACAUGGACCGGCAUUCAUGACCCCUAUGGGAGUGUUCCGGGUUUGGGUGGUUCCACCGGAAGCAUGGCCGUGGGAGCAGGUGGAAGCAUUCACGGCCUGAGCAGUAGCAUUGUGGCAGCUGGAGGAGUAGGAGGAGGAGGCGGAAGCAAACAUAAUCAAUCAGUUGUACCAAUAUCAAUCUGUAUUAUGAUACUGAUCUGUUACGUAACAUUGGGCGCCGUUCUCUUUCAUCGGAUCCAGCCUUGGGGUGUAUUGGAGAGUUUGUACUUUUGCUUUACCUCUCUUGGCACAAUCGGAUUUGGGGAUCUAAUGCCAACUGGGAACAUUGCCCAGUAUGCGGCCUCAGCAUAUAUAGUGGUCGGAAUGGCAGUUGUGGCCAUGUGCUUCAGUCUAAUACAAACAGAGUUAAUAGUUUGGCUAAAGAAGUUUGCCACUCCAGAAUCGCUCCCAUCGUCGACGGAAGAUGUCGCCCUUGUGUCGGUGGCAAUGACUCCAACAAAAUCCUGACAAAGACCAAGCGACAUUUUGCCUAAUGAGUACAACUCGUUGCCACGCCGUUCGAGUGCAUUCCAGAGAAACACACCAGCUAGACGAUCAACCGGCAUUAUGGAGAAUCAUAUGGAAUACUUUGUACCGAGAAGUGUGAGCGAGUUUAACCUAUCUGGUGUGGGCGAUUUAGCUCUUCCACCGGCCAAACGUAGCAUGGUGACGCACGCUGGCAGCUCGACGAUGAUAACGAUACCGAAACCGAGAGAAAAAAUGGUAACCUUCGAGGACGAAUCCAAAUGUCCCCAUGGGAUGCCGACCACACCCCGAAAAUCGGCUCUGACCAACGAUGUGUUCAUGUGACGGGAAGGUUCCUGAGACGAAACAAUUCAAUGCCCGGGAGAUAUUAUUAAAGUCUGAUAGCUAGUGUCCUCCCCUCCCCCUCCUAUUCCUUCGGCAUCACCACCGCUUCUUCAAACAUUUCUUCCCUCCCCUCCACUGACCGAUAGCGGGCAUUGAUAUUGGACUUCUUCCCUACCACACAUCCAGAAUGGCUAACAACAGCACAGGAAACCAACCAUAAGAGGCCAAAGUAACACAAAAAGGACAAAACUUUAUAGAAACUCAUUUUCUUUACAGCCACAGAAAGCAAACCACAGAUGGAAAAACGAACCUAAACUCGUGACAUUCCAUUUUACAUUCCAUACUUGAAUACUGACACACACAGAAGAAAUAACAAGGGGAAAACUCCUCGCUGAUGAUGACCCCCUGAAAACAACCAUCAUACAUACAUAUAACGCAUAAGGCAAACAAACGUUCAUGGUGUUUUGAUAUGUAACUAGAUUUUAGGAAAUGAACAGAAACUUGUACCUAGUCUAAAUCAAAUCGGUGAAAAGAGUAUCGGAACGUAUGAAAGCACGCGAAAUCCUAACUGUAAAUAUAUCCCUUUCCUAAAUGAAACAAUUAAAGUCCUAGACAAAGUCAAAGAAAAUGUUCAUUCAUCUCGAAGCUAGACGGAGGUUUUGUAUACCAUAAAAAUACUUAAAGCGAUUCUCGGGGAAAGAAUACAGAAAUUAAAAAAGCCAUUUAAAUCACUGUUAGUUUCAGAAUAUCAGAUUUUCAGUUGAAAACAAUCCCAAACUUUUAAAUCUGUAUGUAAAAUGAAAAUCAUAACAAUCGAGACCCAAUUUAGAAUAGGAUCGAAAGUCAAAUGGAAGCCCAGAAAAUAACUCCUCUAAAACAAAAUCGUUCCCAAAAUAAAACAGGUUAUGGAAUGGAUUACACAUAAUGAGAUAAAAAAAAAUAGUCAAAAGCAUCCAACAGAACAGUCUUUGAAUAAAUCGAAAUUGAA
Messenger RNA from Uranotaenia lowii, 5458 nucleotides. Its product is annotated as TWiK family of potassium channels protein 7. Gene Ontology annotation, cellular component: membrane. Gene Ontology annotation, molecular function: potassium ion leak channel activity. Lineage: Eukaryota; Metazoa; Arthropoda; Insecta; Diptera; Culicidae. Bases 2761 to 4128 code for a protein of 455 amino acids. The record is from RefSeq and is a predicted model, not a curated record. Gene Ontology annotation, biological process: stabilization of membrane potential; potassium ion transmembrane transport. The transcript is spliced from 8 exons.